AAGAUGGACCCCUGCUCUGAUCCAGUCUGGCGAUUCCUGUGUUCCUAUUUAUGUCUUCUGUCAUCCUAAAGAUGGACACAUGUGCAGCAAAGGAACACACUGACCUGCCAGCUUCCCACUCCCUCAGUCCAGAGUGUAUCCCCACUGACUUACAGCACAGCAAAACAGCAUGGUCAGGAGGAGUUAAAGCACGGCUGAAGGCCAGGCGGGCUGAACUUGUGGGCCGACCGCACUCCUGGCAUUCAACCAAAUUCAUAGAGAACCAACCCGAUCCCAGCAUGAUGCAAAUAUCUCAGGGCACGAUUGGCACUCCUUGGCAUCAGUCCUACCAUUCCAGUUCCUCGACGAGUGAUCUCUCUGGCUAUGACCAUGGCUAUCUGAGGAGAAGCCCUGACCAGUACAGCUCGUGGGGUAGCAUGGAGACCUUGGACCAAUCUCCUUCUGGAUAUCACCCUGGCCACCUUUCGCCAGCCAAGUCCACCAACGGCAUCGACCAGCUUGCCCAACUCCACAGCAAGAGGGACUCUGCCUACAGCUCCUUCUCCACUAACUCCAGCAUCCCCGAGUGCCCAGCGCCUUCCUUGUGCAAGGAGCGCUCCUUCUCCAUGGACAACGUGCACUCCCGAGGCAGCCCGCAGGAAGGGAUGAGGCAGGCUGACAUCAGGUACGUCAAGACGGUCUACGACGCCCAGCGAGGGGUCUCUGAGGAGUACGAAGUGAACUCCUCCGCGCUGCGUCCAAGUGGCGAGGGGCGGACGCAGACAGAAGGCCGUGGCUACAGCAGGCUGCAUGGUCACAGCCGAUACAGCGGAGUCCCCUUCUGGGGCCAGCAAAGGAGGAGCUCCUCCGACAGUGAGGGUCAGCACCCGAAGGGGCCCCCCAUGCCACCAACUCGCAGUGACAGCUAUGCGGCAAUAAAGCACCACGAGAGGCCCAGCUCCUGGUCCAGCCUUGAUCAAAACAGACCGUGUCGAGCUCAGCCGAAAGGGGCCUGGCCUCCAUCAUCUGGCACUGCCUCCCUGGGGCAGGGACAGCUGCUGAAACCCAUGUUUGUGGAAGGGCAGCUGCACACCGUGGUGGAGAAGAGCCCUGAGAGCAGCCCCACAGUGAAACCGAAGCAGAGCUAUUCCCAGGCAGCACAGCCGGGACAGCCUUUGCUUCCUACUGGCGUCUACCCUGUACCUUCCCCCGAACCACACUUUGCCCAGGUGCCCCAGCCUUCGGCAAGCAAUAAUGGGAUGCUUUAUCCAGCUCUGGCCAAAGAGAGUGGAUAUGCUCCACCUCUUCCAGCCUCGUAUGAGAAGGCCCCGGUCUGCAGGCAUUCUGGCGUCGAUGAGAAUGGAAACCAAAGUGUUACAAACAGAUCGGCCAUCUUCUAUCGGCCGGACCACGGGCCACCGGCUGCAGAGAAAAAGCAGGAAGCAAAAUUUGCUCAGUACAAACCUCACAGUACAUCAGGCCCUGAUGUCCAUUCAACCCCUUCCCAAAAGGACAAGUCAGGCUCCCUUUAUGUGGCAUCACAUGGCAUCCGAGAGAGCACAAGCAACACCCCGCACUCCAACCACAAUUCACAGCAACUGCAGGCCCGCUCAAGGGAUGCCAAUGAAAGCAAAGCUCUCUAUCAGCCCAAGGAGUACUGGGCGUCUGAGUUGCAGGAGGACAAAAAUGCCAAUCUACAGAAAAGUGAGAGAGACCCCACCAGCCAGAAUCAGUGGUGUUACGGUAAAGCCAAGCAGCUUGGCUUUUCAUCCUUGCAGAACAGCCUAGAGAGCACCAGAAGGCAAAAUAGUUUGGAGCUAAAGGAGAUGCAACAAUGUGAGGGCUAUUCUGAUGCCAAACUGUCUUUCACAAAUCGCAAUAAUAAAGCAGAGAAGGAUCGAAGAGGGCAAGGGUGUGGCCAACGGAACGAUUUGGACAGACAAGCUUUCACACGGCAUGAGGAUGACGUCAGCAGCAUGGCCCCAUUCCACAAUGCAGAGCCAAAGUACGAGGAGCCCUCUUCUCUGCUGCACCCAAAGGCCUCCGAUUUCAGCAGGAGCCGGCUAAGCUCCAGCAGCACCCAAAGCAUCCAGCCUGGGAAACUGGAAUCCAGCAAAUCCCACUGUUCUGUGCUGGAGAAGGUCAGCAAGAUCGAGCAACGCGAGCAAGGCAGUCAAAGGCCCCAGAGCAUAGGUGUGCCCAGCUUUGGACAUAAUUAUGGGCCAAAUAGGCCAAGCCAAUCAUCCGGCACUAGGUGCUCUCUUAACAGCACGGAGGACGUACGAAACAAGACAAACUCCCAAGAGCAUGGCCAGCCAUCCGGCGAACCGUGCAGGCUACCCAGCACGACUGGCUGUGAGACGCCGCCCUGCGUGCAGCCGGUGAGCAGGAACGGGAGUGCGAAGCCUGAGGCGGUUGACUGGCAUCCUGUGGAGCAGCAGAUGGUGGCAGCAGCAAAUCAGGCGCGGCAGAGUGAGUACUACGGUCUGACAAGGAGUAAAAGCACGUUCCAGCUGAUGUGCGAGCCAGAGAAGGAAAUCCUGUGGAGGGAUAACGUCCAAGACGCUCCUGGAACACAGCUGGACACCUCGUUCAGCAGAAACUACAGAAACAGCAUUAAAGACGCUCAGUCCAAGGUCCUACGAGCCACAUCGUUCAGGCGCAAAGACCUCGACAUCGGCCCACCCUUUGGGAGCAAACCCAAGGGGAGUGCACAGAGGCCGGCCUCAGCCCACGUUGGGAUGAGGACCACCACAACAUCCCCUCACGUCCCCAAGGAGAGGCACAGCGUCACUCCUACGCAGAACAGUGUCCCCCUCCUGGAGUACACUGAGAAGGAGAGCCAGGCUAGGCUGUCACAGCCCGUGUCCCGCAUUGGGGGCAGGAAGCGGCUGACAGCCGAGCAGAAGAAGAGAUCCUACUCCGAGCCAGAGAAAAUAAACGAAGUGGGUGUCUCAGACCACGAGCCCUCGCCCUUCUCCUCCCAGAAGAAAGGCCUCCAUUUCAUCUUCCCAGAAAACACUGUGGCUGACCGGCGCAAGAUCUUUGAGCGGGAGAACAAAGCUCGCUCCACCAUCAAUCUCUCCAAGCCGGAGCUGAAGCAGCUCCAACAGAACGCACUCGCGGACUACAUCGAACGCAAAACGGGGAAGCGGCCUUCUCACGAUGCUGGCGUCCUGAGAGAGCACUCACAAAGCUCCUACCUGCAAGCCAGCGGCCUGGACAGCCAGAGCCUCUCCUCUGCCUCCAGCAUGAAUUCUCUCCAGGAUCAGAAGCUUUACCGCCGGAGACAGUCACUAGAGCAGGUAUCUAGAACAGGUCGGGUCUCCUGUACCCUUCCCCCGGGGCUGACGGGCUGCUUUGAUCUCAAUGGGUUUGAGCAAAAGAAAGGGCACCCGGACGGAAGCAGCAGUUCCUUUGCAAGCCAGUUUAAAAUGGACAGACGCCGAGAUUACAGAGCCAAACCGGAGCUUCUGAAAAGCACUCAGGCAGGUCAGCGUGGCUCACACGACCAACUGCUCUACAGGAUGGAAGAGCAGGCCUUUGGAAAGGCCUCAUUGCCUGGGAAAUCUGGGAAAUCAGUGUCUGUAGAAGACUUGCUCGAUAGAUCUGAUAUCCAGUCAGUCACGGUGCAUGUGCGCUCCAGGUCGUCUCCCACAGCCGACAAGAAACACCGGGACUUGCUGAGAGGGGAAAGUAAAGAAUUUGGCCACUUGGUGAAAAAUCCUUCUUACGUGGUUGGUGCAGGAGAUGGGUCCUACAGCAGUAAGAAAAGAAGCCACCCUGAAAAGCCAACAAUCCCAAAUUAUCGUCCCCAUCCUCCUGGCAAUGACCUCACAAGCUCAUCCACUCUGAGUGAGAGCCACCAGGCCUCAGAAUCCCCUAGGCAUAUCAGCAGGACUCAAAGGUGUGUCUCAUCGCCAACAGACUUGAAGAAUCAUUCUUCCGAACCUAAGCAGGGCGCCAGACCCUUGCUUCUUAACCGUAUUCCUUCUGGACCUGGUCAGUCCUCAUCUAGCGCUGCUCAUUCCACCCAGACUCCCUCAGAUCUGCAGGCUGCUGGGGAUGGCCUGUCAAUGAGGCAACAUACCAAACUAGACACGGUCCCCGCUGAAGGCAAUGAUAAGGGUCAGGCAUGGCCUCUGUACCAUGAUGACAGCUCCCCUGAGGACUCAGCCGCAGAAGCGAUGCAGAGAAAGACCAUGCUGACUCAGAGACUCCUCCCAUCCAAAGUGAAAUGGGCUCAUUCGGUCAAUGAUGACAGCUUCCCAAAGGGCUCGGUGUCUUCUCAGGUGUCUGAGCAGAAACUCUUUCAAAGAUGGCAGAGCCUACCGAUACAAAGCAGCACUUCUUCCGAUCCGGAGACUCCUCCUCCCUCUGGAAAGAUCUCUCUGCGGAUCUCCGAGUCAGGCCUUCAGCUGACUCCCCCACCGGUCCUGCUGGAAGAGGGAGACGAUGAGGUGUUUAUCAAGGACUCGCAGCCUGGUGCUGUAGGGACUGCAUUUAAACCCUUACCCCCUCCGCCACCACCACCUCCUCUUCCUGAGUGGAGCCCCAGCGCUUUUACAAGCGACACAGAGGUAUUUCCACCUCCUCCUCCGGCUGCAUUUGAAGCAGGUGGGGCAACAGGAGACAAAUCCACGAGGCUUAUAGAAGAGACCAAAAUAAGCAGCUUCGGCAGGUUUCCCAGGAGUCUGGUUGACAGGGGAAAGCCGGGGUUGAGCUCCAUCAGCAGGGAAACCAGCUGGGCCGCUUCACCACCUGUUGGGAACACUGAGUCACUGCACCAGUCACCUGCUGCUCAAGGGGAGUGGCCGAACUCUCAGAAGCAGAAUGCAGAGCAACUUGGAGGCAACCUGAAAGAGCCAGAGGCCCAGGGGAAGGAUUCGGAAAAUGGUGGCCUCAGCCCCGGGACUCAGGGCACAGCUACUCAAGUGAAGAAGAAGAAGACCCCAGAGGAUAUUAAGUCAGAGGCCCUGGCCAAGGAGAUUGUCCACAGGGAUAAGUCUCUAGCAGAUAUCCUGGAUCCAGAGUCCAGAAUGAAGACAACCAUGGACUUAAUGGAAGGGAUCUUUCCCAAUGGAACCAGCUUGCUGAAAGAUAGCAACAUGAAAAGGAAGAUGAUGCAAAAGAAAGCCAGCAGGACGGUGCCUGAGGAUGACAGAAGAGAAGAAAAGGAAGCUGCUGUAACUUUGGUCACCUGCACUGCUUACUAUAACAUGUCGGCCCCCAAAGCAGAGCUGCUGAAUAAAAUCAGAGACUUGCCAAAAGAUGUGGACAAGGAAGAGGAACAGCUGGACAUCAAUGAGAAGAAGGCUGAGCUCAUCACGAGUUUGUCCCACAAACUGGAGAUCUUGAAGGAAGCUAAGGAGAGCCUGCUAGAAGACAUCAAGAUGAAUAAUGCCCUGGGAGAGGAGGUGGAGGUGUUGAUCAGCGAGUUAUGCAAGCCCAAUGAGUUUGACAAAUACAAGAUGUUCAUAGGCGACCUGGAUAAAGUGGUGAACCUCUUGCUCUCCCUCUCAGGGCGUCUGGCCCGGGUAGAGAACGUUUUGAGCAGCCUAGGUGAAGAUGUGAAUACUGAAGAGCGGAGCUCUCUCAAUGAGAAGAGGAAGCUGCUGGCUGGCCAGCAUGAGGAUGCCCGGGAGCUGAAGGAGAACCUGGACCGGCGAGAACGUGUGGUCUUGGACAUCUUGGGCAAUUACCUCUCGGAGGAGCAGCUCCAGGAGUACCAGCACUUUGUGAAGAUGAAGUCCACGCUUCUCAUAGAGCAGCGGGAGCUGGACGACAAGAUUAAAUUGGGUCAGGAACAGCUCAAGUGCCUGACGGAAAGCCUCCCUACAGACUUCAUCCCCACGGACACAACAGCAGCAGCGGCCCCAGCCACAGCCCCCCCGGGGGUCAGCAGUAGUUUACCUACACCAUCGGCCUCUUCACUUUAACCUUUCCCGGACAAGCCUCGGGUACAGCUCUUCUGCUUGAGUUUAUUUAAUCGGCAUACUUUUCAGAGAGCUCUCAACAACUACAGUGGAGCGAUGGGUUUAAAAAGAGAAUCCAAGGAAGGAAAAAACCAGUAAUAAAGUCUUUGUUUUCCUCUCCCUAUGCCAUCGCCCCGAGAGCUCACUAUGAAAACUUAAUCCAGCCUGGCUCACACUAGAGGGAGGUGAAAGAUUUCUCUGGCUACAAGGUAUGAGGAGGAGGCACUUAUUUUUGAAUGGGCCAGCUCAUCAUGGACAAAGAUGUCAUCUUUGGUAACAUGGCAUGGUUGCCUCUGCUUCCCCCACCACCACCCCAACACCUCAAUCAGAGUGAGGCACUAUUGUUAAAUAAUGAAGGAUCUGAAAGAAUGAAGCCUUAAAAAUAAAACCAACCCACGAUGCUCCUGAACGUUAUUGAUAUUUAUAUUUUUUUAAAAACAAGACUGAAUGUGUAAGUUGUUGUACGUAUGCUAGUCGCUUACUUGAGUCUUGGCUCUGUAUGUAGAAAAUGCAUUUAAUUUUGUAUUUUGUGAAAACUUAACAAGAAGAGGAAUCUCCAAAGAUAGUCGCACCCUAGAAUGGAGCAUCUUUUCCGGGGGCUUUUUACAUAAUAAAGGGCAGCCAGAAAAAGCUUCAACCCGUUUCAACAUUUGCUGAAUCUACCAGUAAGCGCCCUUGCAAAGGAGACUUUGCCCAGCAAAGUAUAAUCUACCCUCUUCUGGAUCCCGUGGCUUGAUACAUCCAGAGUUUAAACAAGCACUUGUGUGAACCAAGCAACUCAGGAGUCAAAGUUAGGGUGAAGCAAAAAGAUUCCCUUCUGGUUCUGGAUUCACAGAUGAUUUAAGACAAUACAAAGGCAAGAUCUGUGAUAAAAGCAACCUGAAGGUUGUUAGUUUGAUUUGGGAGAGGGUCUUUAAAGGGCAUUACAUAUAGGUUGCUUUUUCUAAAGGGGAUGACGUACACACCAGCAUUUCUUUUAAAAACUGUAAUACCUCGUUUAUCUGGACCCAUCUUAUCUGAAAUCCCCGAAUGGCUAACAGUGGGUUACAUGCCCCAGCGUGAAUAGCUUGCAAUUAAGUCUUCUGCCCACCCCAAAAGCUCAUUUGUCCUAGUUAGAUAAAUGGGGCUUCUGCUGUAGGGUUAGUGAGUCAUUUCUCAGUCAGUCUAACCUGGGACAACCAAAUUUGCCCAACUGAACAUCACUUGGGCAACUUACCCAGAGCUCCAGGGCUGCAGGUACUUUGCAUUAAGAAAAGCAGAUUGGAAAUGGCCUCCUUUUUAAGACAGUGGGUGUUAUCUCACUUAUGGAGCAUUGAAUUCUUGGACCUCUAGUUCCCCAAGGCUUUGCACAUGCCUCCCGAGGAGUCUUUCCACCACCACCGCCCUCCGCAUUAAAGAUGAGGGAGUCCAUGGACUGCAUUGUAGAAAGCCAUGGGCUACAUUUGACUCACAAGACACAGUUUGGUCACUCUGGUCUAACCUCAUAGAAAUUUUAUGUUGCUGCUGCUGUUUAAGCUGUUCCUGUCUUGAGUGUGUGUUUGUUCAUCCCAUCAUACUGCAAGAGGGCCUCAGAUACCAGUGCCCCCAAAGGCUCUGACAUGCAUGGUUUGUAAGACCUUCAUGCAAUUAAUUUAUGUUUCAAUAGUAAAUGGUGACAAUGAGAGUGUGCACUGUUUAUACUGCUGUUUUUAAGGACCUUUUUCUUGAAGCAAGUGCUCCCUGCAGGCUUCAAAUGUAUUGCUGCCUUGGGAAGCAUGGCAGAGCUAGAGCAUGCUACUACCUUGCUGCCAUAUGAAAUUUCAGCCCUCACAUACCCUGAAGGUGAUCUGCCCUGUGUGUUACAGGAUGUCUCUGGAGGAACAAAGCAAUUGCAUGUCACUAUGGCAUGCAGAAUUUUUUUUGAAAGGAAGAAACUAGGGAUAGUCCAAACAGAGCCAAAAGGACCAUUUUAGCUGCUUCUUGACUUGAAUAUGGUUCUGCCCCACAAAGCGUUUCGUAAGGCCCCUCAAGCCAGAGGGAACCUCCCUUUAAAGGUCCCCUAGCGCUAGAUAGGUCUGUCACUUUACUCAGUGUCGAUUUGCACCAGCUGAGGAUCUGGCCCUCUGGCUCAUACUCCCCUCAGUCCACAUGCUCAGCUUCUGGGGAAGUCAGUUGUCACUGUGUGUAUUUACUGGGGUUAGUAUAUAAGUCGUUUAGAGGUUAACCUCAAAUCACACGAGCAGCUGUCAUUGAGGCAAAUGAUCAUUUACAUUUAUACAGCGGAAAGUAAAUUACUGUCCAUAUUGGAAUUAUAAGCAUAUAUCAAGGAAAAAAUGGAUCCUCUUAUUGUUACUAAACUCUGAGCAACUAGUACUGUCUGUACAUUCAUGUGGAUGCUGUAUUUUGAGUACCCAUUCCUGGCAAUCUUCCUGAAGGAAGUUCCACCAUCCCUUUGUCCUGUGUUUCAUUGUGAUGAGUUAAGGUUCGGGUUUCAGGAAGGAAUUUUGCACAACCUUAUAUAAACAUUCUUCUGCUAAUUCUCUGGGGUUUUCUGAGUCAUCAGAUUGGGGAAAGAACAUUUUGCCAUGUACCUGGAGAAAAUUAAACAUUUGUCAGUCUCGAUGAGUUUGCUUCUAAGUGCCUUUAGCUGGAGAGGAAACUUAUUUAUUGCCUCAUUUCCCAUGAUGCAUUCCUGUUCCCUUAAUUAGAAGUAGCAUGAAGUGGAAGCCUCUUAAUUGUAUAGAGAAGAACGUACAUGGAACAGCAGUGCACGGUGCAGAGGCUCACUAUAACUGUUUGCACAUUGCAAUGCAUUGAAACAAAUCAGAACAUUCGGCUUUCAGCCAUGGGUGUAGCUACAGUGACGUGGCUGCACUGGUGCAAACCCCUAAUUUAGACACACCGAACAUGUCUCACAGGGGGAGCUUACCCAGGAUGCACGUCACUGUGUAUCGCGGGCUGCCCGUCUAGACUUGGGGUUUGAACAGACGCAGCUGCAGCGGCGCACCUCAACCAGUGGCUAAAAACUAGAGACAGUUAAGAAAUAUUCAUCCAAAGCAGCUGAGUAACUUUAGGACCCUAUGCCCCAUUGAUUGUCAAUGGCAGUUCAGCUCCUAAAGUCACCUAGGUACUUUUUGAAAAUGUUACCUGAGAUUUUUGAUGGGGGAAAUAAUUCCCUGACCAGCUCUCUUUUGAUUUGGUCUAUCUCUGAAUAGAGUUUCAGCAGCUGUCAGUUCACCAGCAGAGGGUGGGCUGUAUUUACUAACUGUUUAGAAUGCUCUUUCACAAGGGUCAGUAUGCACACAGCCUUGAGCAGUCUCUCUCUGUUUGCUAGACCCGUGAGUAACAAGCAAACAUGUAAAGAUCUGGCAAAAUAGUUGUGUUUGAAACAGCGUAGAGUGUGUUUUCUGGGAGCAACGGCAGCAGGACCUUCCAGGAUGGGAUGUUCAUGACCUGUGUGUUGUGAUGGACAUGGUUUGGUUUUGUUUCUUGGGAUGACUUGUCACAAGUGGGAGAUGGGAGGAGCCCAGGAGUGGGGCAAUUUUGCUUUUCUUUCUUUCCUCUGGGCAAGUCUGCUGAAGCCAAAAGUUCAGGUGGUGACACGCAGACAGAUCUUCUCCCUGCUCAGAAGAGAUUCACCAUGUUUUGUUUUACAAGGCUGGAUUCCAUUCAAAACUUAAGUCAACCACGUGAAAGCUUAAUUGACAGCUUUGGGCUAGGACUAAAUAAGGUAUUUUAAUGUGCAGUUCGAAAGCAGCGUCCCUGUUUGGGAUCCAAACGCUCACUCUGUUCUCCUCCCUUUGCACAGCUGAAUAGUGACCGAUUUACGGGAAAGGUACAGGUGCUCUUCCUUCUCCUGGGUGCCUUUGCACUACAUUCUUGGCUCCCGUGCAUGGUUUUGGCCAUGGAGAGAGUGAUCUUGCUGCUGCCUCAUUCUGUAAUCUGAUAUCUUCCAUAUUCUGUUUUGAUCUUCCGCCCUGCGCAACGAAUUUGGACUAAAUCAUCCCAGCUGUCCGUACCAGAGGGGGGAGGGGAAGCUGAGCCAUUGGGAAUGUUUUGUGCCUAGCCAUCAUGGAGCCCUGGAGACAGCAGCACCAGGGGUCUUGCAAAUCCCUGCAUGCCCGGCACUGGAUGUGAAUGCAGACCCCAAGGUAGAGAAAUAGUAACGCUUGGCUUCUGAUGUCACUAACCUGCGCUCGUUCUGGGGCAGGCUGUCAGGUGCUCAUUGCCGGUGGGUAUCAUAGGCUGGGGGCAGCUGUGCCUCCCCAAACAGCCAGGUGUGGCCUCUCCCACGCUCAGCCCCCCAGGCCUUCCCCGUCGUGCUUCCCAUUCUGCGGCUCCCCCUGUGCGGUGGCCCUCAGGCCGUGCUGCCUGCCUUCCCGGUGCUCCAGCUCUGGGGGGGCUGGAGCAGCACAGCCCACCCUCCUGGCAUUGGGGGGAGGGCUGGGGCUGCACUGCCCUCCCUCCCAGGGCUGAGGGGGCUGGGGCCGCACCUCCCGGCACUGGGGGGCUGGGGCCACUAUGCCCACCCUGCUAGGUAACGUGAAGUAAAAUCCUAAUGAAGACCAAACAGAUUGGUUAUCAGGUCAAGGUCAGUCCUAAGAUCCCCCAUAGUCUUUCUCUUGACCUGCUAACUCAUGAAAGCUACAUAUUGCCUCGUCUUCACUAGGAUUUUACCUCAGGUUAGUUAUCUCCAGUUAAGAACAUCCUGCUUUUCCCUAGUGAGGAAGCCCCUCGGCUGGGGACCUGUGCGUCUGCUGCUUAUGCCUCUUCCUUUUCUGCCCACUGCUCCCUGGCCUGGGUUCAGAAUACAAGCCUGAGCCCUGGGCUGUGCAUGAGCUUACUUUGGUGCUAAGGGGGUCACGGCCCAUACUUUCCCUGACUGUCUCAUUCUCAGCAGCCAAUGCUCAAGGCCAGAUUAACACAGAGGCAACCAAGGCAUGUACCUAGGGCCCACAUUCCUGGAGGGAGCCCAAAAUGGACAGGCCAAACCUGAGCGGCACUGUGACUCUGUGCGCCAGGUUGCAAAGCCAUGACAGAGGGGCGGCCGGGCCAAACCUGAAGUGUACAUUUGUGUACGGUCCAGUGAUGGGUUAAUACGGCCCAUCUUAUCCUUGUGGGCAGUGGCUGGUUUAUUCAAUCUUGCUAUUAAAACAGCAAUUCUGAAGAGCCCCCAGCAGAGUGUGGCUGUUUUAACUGAUGAAACGUGAGGCGUGGGGGAGGGGACUACUCUAUGCACAGGUUUCAGAGCAGUAGCCAUGUUAGUCUGUAUCAGCAAAAACAACGAGGAAUCCUUGUGGCACCUUAGAGACUAACACAUUUAUUUGGGCAUAAGUUCAAAUUUAUUUGGGUUCUAGACCACGAAAGCUUAUGCCCAAAUAAAUGCGUUAGUCUCUAAGGUGCCACAAGGACUCCUCGUUGUUUUUACUCUAUGCACAGUGGACUGGGAUGCAAAUGUUCCUGUUUUAACUCUUCUAAUGGUGACCUACUGAUCGUUGGCCAAUUUCUGCUGGUUCUCUCAGUAGGGAAUGCUGGUGUAAAUUGGCACUGCUCCAUUGACUUCAGCUGAGGUUCUGGCCUUGUGAAAGAAUUAGUGCCCUACAUCCCGAGGGGAUGUUUUUGAAAAGCAGUGAAACUGUGUAAAUGUCACGGCAGCCAGGUCUAGUGCUCUAGAUUGGAAGAGGAUGGAGGCAUGUGUCAGGGAGCACAGUCCUGCAGUGUGUUGUGUAAUUACAACGGGCCUUUUAAAUCAGCGCUUGGUAAAUCCUCAAAUACCUCCAUUAACAGAGUAGUUACAUGGCGCAGGGGGCGGUUGGAAUUGCUUUCGGCUGUCAUAACAUGCUGCAUGGCCUGAAAUCAAUACAGUCCCAGUCAUCAAAACUCGGAUUUGCUUUCUUUAAAAAUGGACAAUACAAAGUCAAUGAUGGGGGAUGGGGAAGUGGAUUCGGCAAUCAUACAUACGAGAUUUUCCCCAUGUCUAAAACCAUGCCUGGGUUGGCUAAUGAAAGGGAUUUCAUUUUCAGUGAAGGUUAGACAUGAGACCAUCUGAUAGCAAAUGCUUUGUGGUUCCAGGCCUGAUUCUCCAUUGGCCUCGCCCUGGUGUGACUUGUGUAAAGCGGAUGUUAAAAGCCAGCAGAUCAGCCUGAAAGCAUUUUACCCCCGCUUUGCACAAGUUCUAAAUGACCGCAUGUGGGGCCAGGCAGGACCUUUCCUAGACAGGAGAGAUCAAAAGCUUUUCCUAUUGGACCCUAGAGUGGGGCCCUGGUCCAUGCCUAGAGUUCCUAGGUACUAUGGUAAUACAAAUAAUAGAUACUAAUAUUAAUAAAUGAAAAUGAGCGGAUAUGGGGCAUAUCUGUUUCUCAUACCCAGGUUCCCCCGCCUCUCCUACUGCCCUCUCCCAAGCUGGCCUGAAAGCUAAACUCGAUUAACAGACAAAAGGUGCUUCCAUUAUAACCAACCUAAAGUGUGUAAUACAAACCCCAAGGUCAAUCUCUCGGUAUUCUGGCAGUGUGGUUUGGCCGUGUACUUGCAGCCUCGGUGCUCAUGUUUUCCCUCAGACUGCACUUACACUUGGUAGGAGCACAACACUCAGGGCUUUUCUAAUGCAAUGUCACUGCCUCAUGAAGAUCACUCGUGUUAUGUAUUUGUAUGUUUUCAUGCGGCUAAUGUGGGCACCAGGAUCCCUCUCUUACCCCCAACAGGCAGAGACAAAUUCUGCCCUCGCUAGUCGUGAAUCUUCCAUACACGUUGCAGGCAUUUAACUGAGGGUAGAACUUGGCCUGUGGGGUCAGAAACAAACUGCUCAGCCAGGCCAUAGCCAGACCAGCGGCCUGUCUGCAUGUGGCCAACACGCGCUCUAGCUAGCACUGAGGCUCUUUAGCAUCUCGAUCACCAAUGUUGAAAUCUUAACAAAUGCCUCCUUUUCUUCCAUGCCAUGUUACCAUGCAGAAAGAGAGUUGGAGCAGCCUGCUUGUAGUGCCAAGAUUAUGCACGUGUUCUUAGCUAGAUUUGUUGUUUGGUAGUGUUGCAUUAGUUGCUGUCACCCUUUUGCAGUGUGUUGGAGAGGGAAGCUGGGGGAAGAGAGAGAUGUCUCUUUGGACGCAGGGAUAAGGGCACAAUUAUUUUCCAGUUCAUCAUAAGGAAAUUUUGAAAGUUUGAGUCAGUCAAUCUGAUCGCUGCUUACAGACAAUUUUACUUACUUUGCGCAUCUUGGCUACACACGUCAUAUUUUCAGCUGCUUUCCAUGAUUCUUAAAAUGACUUUUUUUUUUUCUCCUGUGUUGGGGUUGCCAGAGGUUGCCAAUCAGUUUACAAUUUAAGGUUAUUGUUAUCAUAUAGCAUUGUGUAAUUAUGACUUGAAAUACAUAUUUGUUGACAUGUAAGAACCACUUAACUGACACUGAAAAUAAAAGAAGUGCUAU
This is a messenger RNA of Chelonia mydas (Green sea turtle), 13353 nucleotides long. RefSeq names its product shroom family member 3 (gene SHROOM3). The transcript is spliced from 10 exons. Gene Ontology annotation, cellular component: apical junction complex; apical plasma membrane; adherens junction. The coding region runs from base 51 to 5918 and encodes 1955 amino acids. NCBI's taxonomy places the organism in Eukaryota, Metazoa, Chordata, Testudines, Cheloniidae. Gene Ontology annotation, biological process: actin filament organization. Gene Ontology annotation, molecular function: actin filament binding. The record is from RefSeq and is a predicted model, not a curated record.